Scomber japonicus (chub mackerel) is the source of this 2499-nucleotide messenger RNA. Its product is annotated as nuclear receptor coactivator 2-like. The transcript is spliced from 14 exons. Gene Ontology annotation, biological process: positive regulation of transcription by RNA polymerase II; cellular response to hormone stimulus. Bases 1 to 2415 code for a protein of 804 amino acids. Gene Ontology annotation, molecular function: nuclear receptor binding. Gene Ontology annotation, cellular component: nucleus. Lineage: Eukaryota; Metazoa; Chordata; Actinopteri; Scombriformes; Scombridae. The record is from RefSeq and is a predicted model, not a curated record.
AUGUCCUCACACCAUUUACGAUCACUGCUGAGCGCUGAUAGAGGAGGCGGAGGCUUAUUAUUAGAAAACGCUCCUCUGAGUCGAUCCGGAGCGCAGAAGCAGGAUCCGGGUUUCAACAUGGCGGAGCAGUCCAGUGAGCUGGAGGACCUGCUGGAGGAUCUGCAGAAUGGCGGCCAGCAGCAGCUGUUCUCGGGCCAGCCGCAAUCCAGAGGUGCAGCUUCAUCUUCAUCCUCCUCUUCUGCACCACCUGGCUCCUCUGUGGACAAACAGACCAUCAUCAGCGACAUCCUGCAGAUGACGGACAGCACCGGCAGCAGUCCUCCGAACCAGCACCAAGCUUUCCCUCCCAUGGGCCCUGCAGGCUUUAAUGGUGCCAGGCCCAACCAGCCGAUUCGAGCCGCUCCUCCAGUCAGGAGCAUGUCUCUGGACGGCGGUAUGGGCCCCAACCACAACGCUGCCAGACCCUUCCCUCCUCAGCACAGGAACAACAGCCCUUACACUUUAAUGCAACAGCACCAAAGCAUGAUGGGAAAUCACGCGUGCAUGCCUAACCAGGCUGCAAUGGCCAACGCAGGCAUGAUGAGUCGGGGCUCAAUGCAGCAGGGUUGGGGCCCCCAAGGGUCAAUGGGGGCCAAUCCAGCGGCCGUAAUGGGUCAGGGGGUCGGACCCGGUCGCAUGAUGCCCAACAUGAACGCUGCGCUUCCCAUGAGAGGCAACGGCCCGCCUGGAUCCAGAGGCAUGGUCAACAUGCAGAUGAUGGGCAACGAGAUGGAGAUGACAAACCCCACCUACCCUCAGCAGCACGUAGCGCCCAAUCAGACGGCUCCAUGGCCAGACAGGAUGAUGAUGGAUCACUAUGGAAACCAAAACAGGCCGCCGUACGGAGUCCCACAAGAGGAAAGGAUGGGGUGCUGCAACACGGGGCCCGAGGGUCCGCCGGAUGAAGGAUCCCUACUCAACCAGCUGUGCUCAAUGCUGAAGGACUACGAGGGUCUGGAGGAGAUCGACAAGAUGCUGGGAAUCCCCACUCUGGCUGGACAGGGCCCGAUGUCAGACCAGGACCAGUACCUUGGCUCUGCAGACCCAGCAGCCGGUAUGAAACCUCCCCUGUACAGCCAACACUAUGCCACUCAGUCGGGCUACGGCGGCCUGCCUCCAGAUGGCGGGUUCCACGGACCCUCUAUGGGGGGCCAUAUGGGGCCGCAGAGGAUGCCACACGCUGGCUACCCACCAAUGAUGAGGAUGCCUGGAGGCUUAGGGCCCAGACCAGCCGGGAUGAGGCCAGGAGGGCCUAACCCUGUAGUCCCCCCCCAGCCUAACAACAUGAGGCUUCAGCUGCAGCACAGACUCCAGGCCCAGCUGAACCGCCAGCCGAUGGUGAACCAGAUGAGUGGAGUGUCCAAUAUGAAUCUACCUCUAAGGUCUAAUGUACCAAACCAGGGAACCCUCAACGCCCAGAUGCUCGCCCAGCGUCAGCGAGAGUACCUCACCAACCACCUACGCCAACGCCAACAGCAGCAGCAGCAGCAGCAGCAACACGUGCACCAGCAGCGUGCCAUGAUGAUGCGGACGCAGGGCAUCAACAUGCCGCCUAACAUGCCCAGCGGGGGGGCCGCCCCUACGCCGAUGCCCAUGGGCGGCACCAACCCUCGUCUCCCACAAGGAAACCCGCAGCAGCAGUUCCCCUAUCCGGCCUCCAGCUACGGUACCGGCCUGCCCUCUCCUCCUCCUCCACCUCCUCAUCCUCCUCCUCAUCCCGCCUCCUCCAGCCCCUUCUCCUCCCCUCUCUCCCCCAGCCAUCAUCUGGCUAGCCAGGGCAUGAUGGGAAAUGUAGGCGGGCAGUACAGCGGGGUAAUGAGUCCACCAUCACAGCACAGUGCCUUCCACUUCAGCAGCGCAGGAAUGAGCCAGCAGCAGCAGCAGCAGCAGCAGCAACAACACCAGGAUCCAGUGUCAGGGUUCCCGUGUGGGGCCACGACCCCCCAGAGCCCCCUGCUGUCCCCCAGGAUGGGGCAGGGUCAGAGCCCCAUGCUGCAGCAGGGUCAGGGCCAACCCCAAUCUCAGCCGCAGGGCCCGAACCAGGGAGGGCCCCCCAGCUACCAGACCAGCUCCGAGCUCAACGGAUGGCCUCAACAAGCCAACAUCUCCACCAGCAGCAGUGUGUACCCCCAACAGUCCCAGUCCCAGUACCCCUCCCAACCCAACGGAGGGAUGUACAGCAGCAACAACAACAUGAACAUGGGCCACGGCGCCAUGGCGACCAAUGGAGGCAACAUGAACCAGAUGUCAGGACAGAGGAGCUCGAUGGCCGCCAUGAAUACAGAGCAGGUGAGUGACGGCAGCCUUAUCCUGGAGCAGCUGGCAGGAAUAGACAUGAUGACACAAGAGGGUGAAGACAAUUCUAAUUUUUGCUGACGUCCGCUGAAGUUGAGACGAUAUUAAACAACAGGAGCCCUCGCAAAAAUACCGACUCCUCCUCUCAGCUCAUCAGGAAGCAUC